GUUGCUGAUUGUCUCGCUCCCACAGGAAAGGAAUUGUUCCUUUCCCACCACACUCCUUUUAAGACAAGCAACCCGUAGCAGAAUCUUCUGCGUAACGAAAGGAAUUUCACUUUCCGUCGCUCCAGCUUACUCGUCGUCAUUCGAUUCCGACUUUAGUCAAUUGCUGUUUUACAUAAAGAACAGUAGUUCCACUCUCUUUUAAGCACGAGAACAUCGGUUUCUUAAUAUCGUUGAGCGACCUCUCCCAAUUAAUCCUUUCUACUCGAAGUAUUAUAUACUUUCAUUUUAAACAUGAAGGUCGACGCCCUCUUUUCGCUCGCCCUGGCAGGCUUCUGUGCUUUGGCCGCUGCUCAGCCCCAUGGAAAGCAUGCUCAUGCGCAUGGUCGCCAUGCUAGAGUUUUGAAGGAACGCGAUAUGGUUACUGAGGUUACGACGGUUUGGACCACCAUUGAGUCCACUCCUGCUUCCACUCCCACCUACUCUCCCCAGGAGGUCAAGAACCUUGGAAACAAUAUCCCUAAACCUUCAGUAUCACCCACACCGUCCUCUGCGCCCAAGAAGGAUAACAAGAAGGAUGAUAAAAAGAAGGACACCUCGGAUUCUGACACAUCGAACUCUAACAGUGGUGUUGACUCUAAUAGCAACACCGGUCGUGAAUUCAAGGAUGGUGUCAUUCCCUGCAGCAAAUUCCCCUCGGACUAUGGCGCAGUCCCAUUGCCAUGGCACACGAAGGACGGAUGGUCUGGUAUUCAGUAUAACGGCGGAAACCUUGAUAACGAGGGUGUUUGUAAAGAGGGCGCUCUUUGUUCGUACGCUUGCCCCCCUGGGUUCAGCAAGGGUCAAUGGCCUGCAGAACAACCUGCUUCUGGUGAGAGUCACGGUGGGCUUCUCUGCAAGAACGGUUUCCUCACCCUUACUCGCUCUGAUUCCAAGUACCUGUGUGAGGCCGGUGCUAGUGGUAUCACUGUUAAGAACGAGUUGAGUGAUAUGGUGGCUGUCUGCCGUACCGAUUAUCCUGGAUCCGAGAACAUGGUUGUUCCUUUGCAGUGUGAUCCUGGCACAGAGAAGGUUCUUACUACUCCUGAUGCCGACUCCCCGGGUGCCUACACAUGGAAGGGUGGUUCCACCUCCGCCCAGUACUAUGUCAACAAUGCUGGUGUUAGCGUCAAGGAUGGGUGCCUCUGGGGUAAAGAAGGUGGUGAGGUUGGGAACUGGGCACCUUACAUCUUCGGUUCCGGAAAGAAGGGUGGUAAGAUCUGGAUCUCCGUCUCCAAGAACCCCAACAAUAAGAAGCCCGCCAACUACAACGUCUCGAUAGUUGGUGGCGUCAGCAGCAAGAAGUGCGAGUGCAUCAUGGGUGACUGCCAAGGUGGCGAUGCUGGAUGUACCGUUGCAGUUGCGCCAGGUGAACAUGCUACCUUCCGUCUAUGGAAGUAAAUGUAUAGUUGUGGAUUUUUUCUUGGCGGUCUUUUAUUUUUUUCCUGGUGUUGGGAUUUGGGAUCCCAGAAAGGUGAAAGAAGUCAGCCAUAUAGUACGUUGACAAUAUGGGGAUAGAUCUCAGGUGUCCGGUUUGAAUUUUGUCCUGUCAAGCUUGUUGGGUGGUAAUGUUUUUUCUUUUUCGUUUCCCCCC
This is a messenger RNA of Tuber melanosporum (Perigord truffle), 1630 nucleotides long. RefSeq lists its product as uncharacterized. NCBI's taxonomy places the organism in Eukaryota, Fungi, Ascomycota, Pezizomycetes, Pezizales, Tuberaceae. The transcript has 4 exons. Gene Ontology annotation, biological process: fungal-type cell wall organization. The record is from RefSeq and is a predicted model, not a curated record. Gene Ontology annotation, cellular component: fungal-type cell wall; cell surface. The coding region runs from base 292 to 1437 and encodes 381 amino acids.